This is a messenger RNA of Notolabrus celidotus (New Zealand spotty), 1895 nucleotides long. RefSeq names its product coenzyme Q2 4-hydroxybenzoate polyprenyltransferase (gene coq2). The record is from RefSeq and is a predicted model, not a curated record. Lineage: Eukaryota; Metazoa; Chordata; Actinopteri; Labriformes; Labridae. The transcript is spliced from 9 exons. Gene Ontology annotation, biological process: ubiquinone biosynthetic process. The coding region runs from base 471 to 1649 and encodes 392 amino acids. Gene Ontology annotation, cellular component: mitochondrial inner membrane.
ACUUCGGAUCUUCAUUGCAUCUUACUUUACUAAUUAAAAGAAACACGCCUCGUAAUUUCACACCCACUAAAUUCUCUUAAAUUGAUACGUUUCAUAAUAUUUUAAAGGCUUGCAAGUGGCAUAUGUACUCCUAAUAAAGUCGAUUACCCAUAACCUGAACUGUGAAAUUAACUUCCCCUUCUGCUUGUUAAUGAUAAAUGGAUCACAACAUCCUGAGUGGAAGGCAUGGCCACUUUCGUCUGAAUCACUUUGAUAACAGUUCCAUUCCGCUGCGAUCAUUGGUUCCGCCUAUGUGCUUUCCUACGGAACCAUUUGUCGGUCGUACCACAACAGGAAAGCACCACAGUAUCAGUGACCUAUGAGAAGUGGCUUGUUUCUUUGGAAAAUAACUACUUUCAGCUGUGACCCUCUGUGGGUGACGCUUCCUGCGGAAAAAGAAAGAUGAUGUAAAUUUGACCUCAAACAUCACCAUGUUGCCUGCCAAGCUGACCAGCCGGUUAAUUCUGGCUGCCCUCAGGAGGAUUCAGCUUGGAGCUUAUUACCCUUGUGAGCAGUCCCUGUCAAGCUGCCUUAUUCACACAGACGGAGGGAAGACAAGGAAUAAUCACCACUCUGGUGCCAGUGCAUUAAGAGGAGUGUUUCACAAGCAGAGCACAAUCUGCCUGACUCAUAGACAAUAUGACAUUCAGCACAAUGGGAGAAGAUCUUUCAGCUUAUCUGCUGCUACAAUCGUGAAUUCAGCGCCAGCACCUGUGCAGCCAUACCUGCGAUUGAUGAGGCUGGACAAACCCAUUGGGACAUGGCUGCUGUACCUGCCGUGUACCUGGAGCAUUGCUCUAGCCUCUGACCCAGGCUGCCUCCCACAUCUGGGAAUACUUACCCUGUUUGGUACAGGCGCUCUACUGAUGAGAGGAGCAGGCUGCACUAUCAAUGACAUGUGGGAUAAAGACUUUGACAAAAAGGUGGCCAGGACGGCCACCCGGCCUAUUGCAGCAGGGGAGAUUUCUCAGAUGCAGGCACUCGUCUUCCUUGGAGGGCAGCUCACUCUGGCUCUUGGAGUUCUCUUGAGUCUCAAUUAUUACAGCAUAGCUUUGGGUGCUGCUUCCCUGUCCCUCGUCAUCACCUACCCUCUGAUGAAGAGAAUCACUUACUGGCCACAGUUUGUGUUGGGUCUCACGUUUAACUGGGGGGCACUGCUCGGCUGGUCUGCUGUGAAGGGUUCCUGUGAUUGGUCGGUGUGCCUUCCACUGUAUUUCUCAGGAGUGAUGUGGACACUGAUAUAUGACACAAUAUAUGCACAUCAGGAUAAAGAGGACGAUGUAAAGGUAGGAGUGAAAUCGACUGCACUGAGGUUCCAGGAGCAGACGAAACCUUGGCUCAGUGGCUUCACGGUGGCCAUGAUGUCAGGACUCGUAGCAGCCGGAAUCAAUGCUGAGCAGACUCUUCCUUAUUAUGCUGUACUGUCUGCAGUGGCAGUUCACCUCACACAUCAGAUUUACACACUGGACAUAAACAAACCAGAGGACUGCUGGAAGAAGUUUGUCUCAAACAAAAACCUUGGACUGUUGUUGUUUUUAGGAAUUGUAGUCGGCAAUCUGUGGAAAGAAAGACAAGAGACUUCGCUGCAAGAUGAGGAGGCACCCAGAUAAGUGAGAUUAUCAGCGGAGUCUUUUUAUUUCACAUACAGUGGAUAACUUUUCACAAAAUGCUCAGUAUCUUUUCAGAUCUUAACUCUGAGCACAGCUCUGUAAGAAAUCAAAAUAUGUAUAAUGUGAUGGAUGAUUUGAAUUCACAAAAAAGUAUUUGAUACAUAACUUUUAUCGCAAACCAUAAUCCACAGUUGUUGGAUCAGCUCAAAAUAAAAAAUAAUAUACUGCCUUGAAGGUACAUAAAAA